Messenger RNA from Brassica oleracea var. oleracea, 821 nucleotides. RefSeq names its product 50S ribosomal protein L7/L12. Gene Ontology annotation, biological process: translation. The coding region runs from base 113 to 685 and encodes 190 amino acids. The record is from RefSeq and is a predicted model, not a curated record. NCBI's taxonomy places the organism in Eukaryota, Viridiplantae, Streptophyta, Magnoliopsida, Brassicales, Brassicaceae. The transcript is spliced from 2 exons. Gene Ontology annotation, molecular function: structural constituent of ribosome. Gene Ontology annotation, cellular component: ribosome.
CUCUAAACCCUCUCGUUUCUCUCUCUCUCCCUCUUCACCUGCACCAUAUCUCUGACCCGGCGAAGCUAGCCGUCUCUCUCCAACCGCAACGCGCCGGAGAGUUGUGAGAGUCAUGAAGAAGCUUAUAUCACUUGUCAGGAACGUUCACUCGCGCCAAUGCCAACCCAAACUAAACUGGUCUGCGCAAGUGCGUUUCUUGCAGCAAGACACUGUAUCCAAACCCAAACCCAAGAAAUACAAAUACCCAUCAUUUUACGAUCCCUACGGUCCUAGACCCCAGCCUUCAAGCAAGAUCGUGGAGCUAGCUGAGCGUAUAGCUGCGCUAUCUCCAGAGGAGCGGAAACAGAUCGGUCCCGCGCUCAACGAACACCUCAGGCUCCCGAAACAGCAGAUGAUUUCGAUUCAAGGCAUGUUGAGUGUGGGAGCGAAACAAGAGGCUGGAGCAGGGAAAGUUGAGGAGAAGAAGGAGAAGACGUCUUUCGACGUGAAGCUGGAGAAGUUUGAUACAGCUGCGAAGAUCAAAGUGAUCAAAGAAGUGAGAGCGUUCACGAGUUUGGGUCUCAAGGAGGCGAAGGAGCUUGUGGAGAAAGUCCCUGUGGUGAUUAAACAAGGUCUGACGAAGGAGGAAGCUAAUGGAAUCAUAGAGAAGAUCAAAGCUGUAGGUGGAGUCGCGGUUAUGGAGUAAGUGAUUUUGUGAACACUUAUGUUUUUUUUUUCUUGUGUUUUGGUUAUUGUGUUUGGUCACAUCUUGGCACUUACAGUGUAAUAACAAAUCAGUUAAACCGUUAAGUUUACAAGAACUUGGUUUCAAAUUUAAACUU